Messenger RNA from Phyllostomus hastatus (greater spear-nosed bat), 3075 nucleotides. It is a transcript of the gene LMNA, whose product is annotated as lamin A/C. Bases 183 to 2177 code for a protein of 664 amino acids. The record is from RefSeq and is a predicted model, not a curated record. The transcript has 12 exons. NCBI's taxonomy places the organism in Eukaryota, Metazoa, Chordata, Mammalia, Chiroptera, Phyllostomidae.
CACCAGCCAACCCCGAUCCCAGGUCUGACAGCGCCCAGCCCAGAUCUCCACUUCUGCCAGGAGCAAGCCGACAGCCAGCCGGCCGGCGCGCUCCAAAUCCGAGCCAUCUGUGUCCUUCGGCCCGAGCCCAGCGCCCUUCCCGGGACCCCUGCCCUGCGGGCAGCACUGCCACCCUGCCGGCCAUGGAGACCCCGUCCCAGCGGCGCGCCACCCGCAGUGGGGCGCAGGCCAGCUCCACUCCGCUCUCGCCCACCCGAAUCACCCGGUUGCAGGAGAAGGAGGACCUGCAGGAGCUCAACGACCGCUUGGCGGUAUACAUCGACCGUGUGCGCUCGCUGGAGACGGAGAACGCAGGUCUACGCCUUCGCAUCACCGAGUCUGAGGAGGUGAUCAGCCGCGAGGUGUCCGGCAUCAAGGCCGCCUAUGAGGCCGAGCUGGGCGAUGCCCGCAAAACCCUUGACUCGGUGGCCAAGGAGCGCGCCCGCCUGCAGCUGGAGCUGAGCAAAGUGCGAGAGGAGUUUAAGGAGCUUAAAGCGCGCAACACCAAGAAGGAAGGAGACCUGAUGGCUGCGCAGGCCCGCCUCAAGGACCUGGAGGCGCUGCUCAACUCCAAGGAGGCCGCCCUGAGCACUGCGCUCAGUGAGAAGCGCACGCUGGAGGGCGAGCUGCACGACCUGCGGGGGCAGGUGGCCAAGCUUGAGGCAGCCCUAAGUGAGGCCAAGAAGCAACUUCAGGAUGAGAUGCUGCGGCGGGUGGAUGCUGAGAACAGGCUGCAGACCCUGAAGGAGGAGCUGGACUUCCAGAAGAACAUCUACAGUGAGGAACUGCGUGAGACCAAACGCCGCCAUGAGACCCGGCUGGUGGAGAUUGAUAAUGGCAAGCAGCUGGAGUUUGAGAGCCGGCUGGCAGAUGCCCUGCAGGAGCUGCGGGCCCAACAUGAGGAGCAGGUGGAACAGUACAAGAAGGAGCUGGAGAAGACCUACUCUGCCAAGCUGGAUAAUGCCAGGCAGUCAGCUGAGAGGAACAGCAACCUAGUGGGGGCCGCCCACGAGGAGCUGCAGCAAUCUAGAAUUCGCCUGGACAGCUUCUCGGCCCAGCUCAGCCAGCUGCAGAAGCAGCUGGCAGCUAAAGAAGCAAAGCUGCGAGACCUGGAGGAUUCACUUGCCCGUGAGCGGGACACCAGCCGGCGGCUGCUGGCCGAGAAGGAGCGGGAGAUGGCAGAUAUGCGAGCAAGGAUGCAGCAGCAACUGGACGAGUACCAGGAGCUGCUGGACAUCAAGCUGGCACUGGACAUGGAGAUCCACGCCUAUCGCAAGCUCCUGGAGGGCGAGGAGGAGAGGCUACGCCUGUCCCCCAGCCCCAGCUCGCAGCGAAGCCGUGGCCGUGCCUCCUCCCACUCGUCCCAGACGCAGGGCGGGGGGAGCAUCACCAAGAAACGCAAGCUGGAGUCAGCUGAGAGCCGCAGCAGCUUCUCACAGCAUGCUCGCACCAGCGGGCGUGUGGCUGUGGAAGAGGUGGACGAGGAAGGCAAGUUCGUGCGGCUGCGCAACAAGUCCAAUGAGGACCAGUCCAUGGGCAACUGGCAGAUCAAGCGCCAGAAUGGAGAUGAUCCCUUGCUGACCUACCGCUUCCCACCAAAGUUCACCCUAAAGGCUGGGCAGGUGGUGACGAUCUGGGCUGCAGGAGCUGGGGCCACCCAUAGCCCCCCUACUGACUUGGUAUGGAAGGCGCAGAACACCUGGGGCUGUGGGAAUAGCCUGCGCACGGCUCUCAUCAACUCCACUGGGGAGGAGGUGGCCAUGCGCAAGCUGGUGCGCUCAGUGACUGUGGUUGAGGAUGACGACGAUGAGGAUGGAGAUGACCUGAUCCAUCACCACCACGGAUCUCACUGCAGCAGCUCGGGGGACCCAGCCGAGUACAACCUGCGCUCUCGCACGGUGCUGUGCGGGACUUGUGGGCAGCCUGCCGAUAAGGCGUCUGCCAGCAGCUCGGCAGCCCAGGUGGGCGGAUCCAUCUCCUCUGGCUCUUCUGCCUCCAGUGUCACAGUCACUCGCAGCUACCGCAGUGUGGGGGGCAGUGGGGGUGGCAGCUUCGGGGACAACCUGGUCACCCGCUCCUACCUCCUGGGCAACUCCAGUCCCCGAACCCAGAACCCCCAGAACUGCAGCAUCAUGUAACCUGGGACCUGCCAGGCAGAAGUGGGGACGCAGGACUCCUGCUUUCUCCUCACCUCUUGCCCACCCCCUCCCUGCACGUCAUGGGAGGGGGCUUGAAGCCAAAGGAAAAUACCCCUUUGAUUUUUUUCUUCUGUAUUUUUUUUCUAAGAGAAGUUAUUUUCUACAGUGUUUUGAUACUGAAGGAAAAACACAAGCAAAAAAAAAAGGCCUCUAUCUCAAUUUGCUCUUCAUUUUCCCUGCUUCCAGGAAACUCCGUAUCUGCCUUAAACCAAAGAGGGCUCCUCCAGGAGCCAAGGGUAGGGGUGCUUUUACAGAGCCGAGUUUCUGCUUUUCUGCCCUGCUGCAGCCCCCACCCCGGGACCCCAUGAAUAUGGUGCCUGAGAGGCAGGUGUGGAGUCUUCUCUGCCACCCUCCAAGGGAAGAGGGCCGAGCCAGGCCCCUGGGCUGGCCCCCAUCCUUGCAGUGUACCUAACUGAGGCUCCUCUGCCUGCCCACCCCCGUCCCACUCCUGCCCCCAGCCCCGGGGUGACUUGAUUCUCCCAGGUACCAGCUGCGCUUGCUUUUUCUGUAUUUUAUGUAGACAAGAGAUGGGGAUGAGGUGGAAGGUAAAAGAAGGGGGAAGAAAGGUUAGUUUGAGCCUGCUUUCACCCAGCUUUAGAGCCAGGUGGUGUCUGCGCAGUCACUGGAGGCCAAAGUCAAGUGGGUGUAGAGGCGGAGGGAGAGGGAGGCUUACUAGAAAGGGUGAGAGCCUGCAGGGCCCUACCCCAGAGGAGGAAGGUGUGAAGGGGUGGAGGGUAUGUGGCAGUACUUUUUGGCAAACACUAAGGAUCCCCUUGCCUCCCCAUUUCCCAUCUGCACCCCUUCUCUCCUCCUUGAAUCAAUACACUAGUUGUUUCUA